Molecule: messenger RNA, 1472 nt
Organism: Photinus pyralis (common eastern firefly)
Lineage: Eukaryota; Metazoa; Arthropoda; Insecta; Coleoptera; Lampyridae
Product: aminoacylase-1-like
Exons: 8
Coding region: 182-1405 (407 amino acids)
Biological process (GO): amino acid metabolic process
Cellular component (GO): cytoplasm
Molecular function (GO): aminoacylase activity
Source: RefSeq, a predicted model, not a curated record
UCCUCUCUCUUGUCAACAGAAUGGAUAAUAAAUUCUGUUUUGUUGCAUGAUAAGGUGCACGUGCUAUUGUUAUAACAGAAACGUCACUUACUACAUAGGUGUGAACGUUCAAUGAACGAUAAAUUAAGCGUUCGGAUGACAGGAAAUUUGUCGUAAGUAGGUAAUUUACGUACUACUCGAAAUGGCGUCGACGAACGAAAGUGACUUAAACGUAGGCGCAAUCGAGAACUUCAUCGAAUAUUUACAAAUUCCUUCGGUUCAUCCGGAUGUUAAUUAUGAUGGCUGUCUCCAAUUUCUCACGAAACAGGCGCAGAGUCUCGGCCUCCCCAUGCAAGUGCACUACUGCUUCCCAAAAAAGCCCAUAAUAACCAUCACCUGGAAGGGUUACGAACCGAACUCACCCUCGAUCUUGCUAAGCAGCCACAUGGACGUGGUACCAGCCUACGAGGAGAAGUGGAAGUAUAAACCGUUUUCGGGUCAUGUUACCAAAGAGGGAAACAUCUACGGUCGCGGUGCGCAGGACAUGAAGUGCGUCGGGGUUCAGUACCUGGAGGCUGUGCGCAGAUUGAGGCUGAACGAGGUGACUCUUCGACGGACCGUUCAUUUACUCUUCACGCCUGAUGAGGAAAUUGGGGGCGCCCAAGGCAUGCGCGAGUUUGUCAAGACGCCCGAAUUUAAAAGGUUAAAUGUCGGUUUCGCAUUGGACGAAGGAAUGGCGUCCCCUUCUGAUGAGUUCGUGUUGUUCCACGGGGAGAGGUGCAUCUGGUAUAUCAUCGUUCAUUGUAUGGGACAGCCUGGACAUGGCUCGCUUCUGCUGAAGAACACUGCCGGACAAAAGCUCCAGUAUCUUUUAAACAAAGUGUACGAGUUCCGCGCGCAGCAAGAAAAAAGGCUAGAGAGUGAUUCCUCCCUAACAAUCGGGGACGUUAUGAGUAUUAAUGUCACUCAAAUUCAGGGAGGAGUUCAGCCCAACGUUAUACCUCCAGAGUUUACCCUCGUACUUGACUGCCGGAUACCGGUGACAACGGACGUGGUUCAAUGGGAGGAGACGUUACAGGGCUGGUGUAAGGCGGCGGGGGAAAAUGUCUGGAUCGAGUAUAAGCAAAAGUUGCCCCAAAUUCCAGCCACCAAGCUGGACCAUUCUAAUCCGUUCUGGAUAGCGUUUCGGACUGCAUCCGAGAAAAUGGGUCUCAAAGUGAAGACGGAAAUCUUUACGGGCGGUACAGACAGUCGCUAUUUGAGACAGGUUGGAAUUCCGGCCUUGGGAUUUUCGCCAAUGAAUAACACUCCAAUUUUGCUACACGAUCACAAUGAGUACCUCAACCAAAAUGUUUUCCUUCGCGGUAUCGAGAUCUACUGUCAGAUUAUACAGGCCGUUUCGAACGUUCCAGAUAUUACGGGAUGAGCUGUUUAAUGUAUAAGUAAAUGUAAUGCUCCCUAUAAAGAAUUAAAAAACCCAUUGUCUCCUUGAA